Messenger RNA from Anisakis simplex (herring worm), 456 nucleotides. The record is from the annotation of a GenBank genome assembly. NCBI's taxonomy places the organism in Eukaryota, Metazoa, Nematoda, Chromadorea, Rhabditida, Anisakidae.
AUGUCAACACCUCCAGCAGUAGCCACAGCAGCACAACCCUUGUUUAUGACUGAUGCGCGAAUGGGACCGCUGAAUUUUAAUAUUAAUCAAACACCUGGCGGAGUUAAUUUGUUGACUAGAGCAGGAGUAGGCGUAGUACCACGACCACAACCGCCUCUAAUGCCAUUUAUGGUGCCGUCACCAUCGACUUCUUUCGUCAAUGAACAGCUCUUGAAUCAACCAUUCAAUAAUAACAAUAAUAAUAGUCCUUUAUUCAGUGGACAUCAACGGGGAUAUCGAUUCAAUAGAGCUGAUUUGACUCCAAAUCAACAGCCAUAUCAGCAAAGACACCAGCAGCAGCAACAACAGCAACAGAUCUCUACAUUCAGAAAUAGGAAUAUGAAUAUGGAUGGUAAUGAGAAUAUAAUUCAUCGUGAGUUUAUUUAUUAUCAUAGGAUUCAUUCAGUUGACUAUUAA